AUGAAUGAUUCACGCAAGGCCACAGAUCGGCUACUAGCUAUUGCCCGAUCAUUACAACAUCCCGACUCGAAUUAUGGUUUACCCGAAGACUUCAUUCGAAAGCUUCGUGCUGCCCUCCUGUCUGACCCAUUAGUACCAAGGCCUAAUCCCUCCAUCUCCCUUUGGCAAGAACCUGCUCACCCAACUGUAUCAAGCAUCCAGUCUCCCACUCUUCCAGAAUAUGCUGAUGUUGUUGUCAUUGGCUCUGGUAUAACUGGCUGCAGCGUUACAAAAGCCCUGCUUGAGGAUGACACACUAGACCCUACAAGUCGCAUUGUCGUACUCGAGGCUCGGACCCUUACCAGCGGCGCAACUGGCCGAAAUGGAGGUCAGCUCGUGUCUCCAGUCGGCCAUCUUUACCAUACCAUUUGCAAAAGACACGGCGAAGAGACAGCCAAGGAGAUGUGCCAUUUUAGCUUCAUGAAUAUUGAACGGAUCAUGGGUAUGCUUGACGAACUAGAUCCGGAGCUCCGGGAGUCAAGUGAGAUUCGACACGUCCAUAAGGUUAUGGUCGCUGGGGAUGCGGAGACUUGGGAUGCUUCGAAGGAGUCUCUGAACUCUUUCCGGGAGGCAAUUCCCAGUCAUAAAACCGUCCACCGUGUUACUGAGCAAGACGGCUUAGCAAAGGAGUUCAACAUCAAGAGUGGUCAUGGUGUGAUUGACCAUCCUGCUGGCGCAGUCUGGCCAUACCGCCUCAUAACUGACAUCUUCGAACGUCUUCUCGUCCAAUACCACGACCGCCUUUCGAUCGAGACAAACACUCCCGCAACAGCGAUAAAAUACACACCUGGCACGACAAGGGAUGGUUCUUCGAUGCCUAACUACCCAUAUAUCAUUGAGACUUCACGAGGUGCUGUUCACGCCAAGCAGGUGAUUCACUGCACGAACGCGAACGCUGCACAUUUGCUGCGCCCAUUGAUAGGAAGACUCUACCCAUAUAGAGGGACAAUGUCUGUUCAGAAGCCUGGACCGGAUCUGGAAAACGCGGGAAAUCACCGAUCAUGGAGCUUCCUGAGCAAGUCGACGCUGGAUCCCGUGUCCGAGCGUUUUGAUGGAGGCUUGUACUAUCUCCAACAGCAUGCUACCACUGGAGAUAUAUGGGUCGGCACCGACUAUUCUAAUGUAUUUGAUGUUCUUACGUCUGAUGACACUGCUGUACCGGGCCACUCAGUCGAAGCCUUACUGAAGUUCUUGCCUAACUACUUUGCCAAGGGAUGGCCGGAAGAUGAGCGACCGGAGUUGAAAGGAGUAUGGACCGGACUACAAGGGCACACAUCGGAUGGACUCCCAUUGGUAGGUAAGCUCCCGAAGAGUGUCUCUGAGCGUGACGGCGAUGGUGAGUGGAUUGCUGGUGGUUAUAGUGGGUAUGGGAUGGACAAGGCUUGGAUGAUCGGCGAAGCGCUUGUUAGUAUGAUUACGGGCAAGGGAGUUCCUGAAUGGUUACCCAAGGCGUUUCUUAUUACAGAUCAGAGACUUGAACGAGACAUCACGGUGGAGAAGUCAGUCGCCAAGUGGGUGUCGAUAGCUAAGACUGGUGAUUGGUAA
This is a messenger RNA of Fusarium redolens, 1584 nucleotides long. Its product is annotated as FAD dependent oxidoreductase-domain-containing protein. Gene Ontology annotation, molecular function: oxidoreductase activity. The transcript has 2 exons. Gene Ontology annotation, cellular component: cytoplasm. NCBI's taxonomy places the organism in Eukaryota, Fungi, Ascomycota, Sordariomycetes, Hypocreales, Nectriaceae. The coding region runs from base 1 to 1584 and encodes 527 amino acids. The record is from RefSeq and is a predicted model, not a curated record.